CCUCCCCUCUAAUGGAUGUCAUAAAAAAUUCAGAUACAAAUUCGACUUUCGCAUCUUCGCUACUUAAUUAUAAUUUUCAAGCAUGCACGUGUAGGAGCUCAUAUAUAUCCACCUUUAUAUAAUGAUACAAAUCACUCCUUGAAAUUUUGUGGGGCAGCAAGCAAGCGCCCAAGUUAGAGAGAGAGAGAUGGCAGUGAACCAGAAGCCUCACGCAGUUUGCUUCCCAUACCCAGCACAAGGCCACAUUGGGCCAAUGCUAAAAUUGGCAAAGAUACUUCACCACAAAGGUUUCUAUAUAACCUUUGUCCACACAGAGUUCAACUAUGCUCGUCUUCUUAGAUCCAGAGGCCCCGACUCUCUCCGUGGCUUGCCCACCUUCCGUUUCGAAACCAUUCCCGAUGGACUCCCGCCACCGCAGAACCCCGACGCCACCCAAAACGUCACCGACCUCUGCAUCUCCACCACCGAAAACUGUUUGGUCCCAUUUCGCAAUCUUUGCCAUAGACUCAAUUCUAUGUCGGACGUACCCCCAGUGUCUUGCAUUGUCCCCGAUGGGACCAUGACCUUCGCGCUUCAAGUAGCUGAAGAAUUGGGAGUUCCUGGUGUGUUGUUCUGCACGAACAGCGCAUACUGCUUUUUGUGCUAUCUGCACUUUCCUGAACUCAUUCGACGAGGUUUCACACCACUUAAAGAUGCGAGUUACCUGACAAACGGAUAUUUAGACACCGUUAUUGAUUGGAUCCCCGGAAUCAAAAGUAUCCGCCUACGAGAUCUCCCGAGCCAUAUCCGGACAACCAACCCGAAUGACCGCAUGCUCGAAUUUGGUAACGGUGAAAUUUCAAAAACUCACAAAGCCUCCGCAAUCAUCUUGAACACAUUUAAUGCCUUGGAAAGCGAUGUUUUGGAGUCACUUUCGUCGAUUCUCAAACGUAUCUACACAAUUGGACCUCUUCAACUUCUUCUCGACCGGGUCACAGAUGAUGAUACAAAGACAAUCGGAUCCAACCUCUGGAAAGAAGAUCCAGGUUGUCUCGAUUGGCUCCAUUCACAAGAACCCGAAUCAGUGGUUUACAUAAACUUCGGGAGCAUAACAGUUGUGACACCCAAUCAGUUGUUUGAGUUUGCAUGGGGACUUGCUAACAGCAAGCAAAAGUUCUUGUGGAUCAUCCGACCCGAUCUUGUCACAGGUGACCCGCUAGUUCUGCCACCCGAGUUUUUGACAGAGACUAAAAACAGAGGUAUGAUAGCAAGCUGGUGUGACCAAGAACAAGUGCUGAAGCAUCCCUCCAUUGGAGGGUUUUUGACACACUGUGGGUGGAAUUCUACUAUUGAAAGCGUGAGUGCAGGAGUGCCGAUGAGCUGUUGGCCCUUCAUCGCGGAUCAGCAGACGAAUUGUAUGAAUAUUUGCAGGGAGUGGGGUGUUGGCAUUGAGAUUGAUAGUGAUGUGAAGAGAGAGAAAGUGGAGAGGGUAGUGAGAGAGCUAAUGGAGGGAGAGAAGGGUAAGGAGAUGAAGAAGAGGGUGAUGGAGUUGAAGAAGAAAGCUGAAGAGGCCACUAGUCCUAGCCAAGGCUCUUCUUUCUUGAAUUUGAACAAAAUGGUAGAGGAAGUGCUUCUGCUUCUGCCCCCUAACAAAGUAUCCCAGGCUUAAAUUUAGCAGCAAUAAUUAAUUAUGUGUUUGAUAAAUUUCCAUUUAAGUUUUAGUUCUUAUGUAACUUGUGAUAAAUUUCCAUUUAAGUUCCAGUUCUUAUGUAACUUGUAGUUGCAUGUUUAAUAUAUAUCCUCCUUUUGCCAGUUAACAAAAAUAAAAAACUAGAUACCUAAUAAGAAAUGAAA
Molecule: messenger RNA, 1833 nt
Organism: Cornus florida
Lineage: Eukaryota; Viridiplantae; Streptophyta; Magnoliopsida; Cornales; Cornaceae
Product: 7-deoxyloganetin glucosyltransferase-like
Exons: 2
Coding region: 188-1648 (486 amino acids)
Molecular function (GO): UDP-glycosyltransferase activity
Source: RefSeq, a predicted model, not a curated record